Durusdinium trenchii is the source of this 4392-nucleotide messenger RNA. The record is from the annotation of a GenBank genome assembly. NCBI's taxonomy places the organism in Eukaryota, Dinophyceae, Suessiales, Symbiodiniaceae.
AUGCUGCUGGGUGGUGUUCAACGGCGAGAUCGUGUGAGGAAGAAAAUGAAAAAAGGCUGCACAGUGUCUGGAGCUCCAGUGCAGUCUGUUGGAGCUCCAGUGCAGUCCUUUGAAUCAGAAGGAAUGGUGGCAGUGCAGUCCUCUGAUUCAGAAGGAAUGGCGGCAGUGCAGUCCUCUGAUUCAGAAGGAAUGGCGGCAUUGAGUCCAGCACCUGCUGUCACAGCAUUUAGAGAUCGUUUGGAGAAGAACAAGGUGGUAGAAGCAAAAUUUGUGGCCACCAGUCGGGAUGCUUCGCUGACAACAGUGGCGUGUGUGGAAAGCUUUCCCACUGAUGCUGAUGGCAAUUUGGUUUGGCCAGCGUGUGCUGUGAGUGGGGAAGCUAUGAAAAGAAAGAUUGCGCAGUUCUUAGACUACGACCAAAUCUACACAGGUGGACAAGCGCAGGAGGUAUGGCCCUCCUUGAUUUCUGCAGCGUAUCCCUGGAUGCAAAAGUUGUCCUUUGUAGAGCUGGGCAAUGCUCAUUGCUCCGUGACUGGACUUUUGAUGCUGCUUGGCUACUUGACUGACGGUGAUGAUGUCAGAAGUGGGUGGACUCUGAAGCUGGACACUGAGACAUCACUGAUGGAGGGCCUUUCUGCGUUUGCCUUCAUCAAUCAAGCAAUGGAUGCGCCGAUGAUUGUUUGUGACAAGGCUGUGGUGGAUGAUGGGGAAGGGCAUUCAAGAACUCAUGUCAAGAGAGAAAAGAUUGCAAAGGCACUGAUUGAGAAGUACAAGUCCAUUGGUGAUGACAUGGCCAGCAAAACUGUUUUUCAAUGCGAUUGUUUGCAAUUGACAGUGGAUGAAGAUGAAAGUUUACCAAGCCCGUCAGUCUUUCAGUUCACAGGAGAUGAAGGGCCCUGUUUGCUUUGGCCAUUGAACUAUUUGCAUGACAGAUUGGUGAAAAAGGGUGAAAGUCGCACAUUCUGGAAAUGGUGUCAAUUUUUCCAGCAGUCUGUGGCCACCACAGCUCUGAAAGACCUGUCGGGUGCAUUUUUCCAUUUUCGUGGAAACAACAUGCCGCCUGGGGCUUUGGAUGAGAGUGUUGCAUCAACUGAGGCGGUCCUUUCUUUCUUUGCUUCUGUGUUGGAUGUUGGCAGGAAAAUUGACAUUGUAAAGGAAGUUGAGUCAUUGCUGCUGACCCGGAUUCGCAGCAGAGUGUGUGAAGAGGCCGCUGAUCAAAAUCUGUUGAACAUUGCGAUUGGCCAAUAUGGUGCAGUAUCGCUCCAAACAGCAACAGGCUUGGUCAGUGGGUUGCAGGGCAUUGUGCGGAACAAACACAAAACGGCGUUUGAGUCUUGGAUGGGCAUGUGGAAUGCAAUGAAGGAAGCUGGCAGUAUAACCAGUGAAUUGGCUGAGGAUGACUUACCCUUGCCAUUUAGUGAUGUGAUGGUCUUUGCUUUUCAAGCAGCUCGAUCAAGGCGAUCCAUGGCCAAGGCACCAUGGUCUUCAAACAGCCCCUCAAUGCUCAUCCUGCUAGAUCUUCAAAGAGGCAUCAUUGAACUCUUGAGCAAUGGUUUGUAUGACUACAUCACUGGACGGUAUCAGGAUGUGCAUGACGUUUCAAAGGCUGCACCGGCUCGAAGACACUCUAAAGAUGGUUCAUUCUCAAUGCCUGUGGAAAACAUUUGGGAUGUCUUAGAUCAUUCUCAGACCACUGGCAAGAAUGUGAGGCAGUCCUUGGAAUUUUGCAAGAGUCGUCUAUCAAAAGCUGGUGGUGUUCAUGAGAAUGCUGCUGACUCUUGGGUCAGGAGACGACAAAUUAUAUACGACCAAAGGUUGGUAUCGUCGUUGGUUGGAGCUUCACAUUUCAACCUAGUGUCGGAUGCCUCGAAGCAUUCGGGAAUGGAGGUGCUUGUCUCAGUCAUUUUCAGCCAUGAAAAUCAUACAGCUGGUUUGCCACCACUACAGGUAAUUCUUCCCUGCGAUGCUUUGCUGGCUCCUGGGGAACUUGACCUAACAUCUUUGGUGGAGCAGCUGGCUAAGGAUAACAAGCUCCAGCGGCUGGCAGCGUACAGACAACUACAGGCGAUCUCCCAUCAGUUGCAAUUGAGUACAGGCGGGAGAUUCAAUUUGACUUCUUUUGGGGUCCCGGAGUAUCUGCGCUUGUCACCAGUGGAGCCAGGGCAGACAAGGUUCUGUCAUCGUGUCACUGAUGCACAGGGCUCUUCAAUGCGGCUUGCAGGCAUUGAAUUUGAAUCUGCUGCAGAGGCUGAUCCAGAUCAAAUGGAGCUCACCGAUCGACAGGAACAGUUUCUGCUGCCGUCAGAAGCGGAGAAUCCUAAUUGGUGGUUGAAUGUGCCCAUCUUGACCCUUCAGCUUGACCAAGGUGGAACAGGGAUGGCAGGUGCAGCUUAUGCCAUUCAUCAUCUUGGCCAUCUCAUUCACGUCAGAUGGGACAUUUUCCACAGGUGUAUCCGUGACCUGAAACUGUCCCUUCAAUAUUCUUGCCGUGGCAUUUUCCUGCAGGCACAGAUGCAUAGCAAUUACAUGUGGGGCCUUUCCUAUCGUCCAUAUGGCACUGGCCAUUUUCACGAGCACAAAAAGCGCUUGAUGGAAAUUUUGCUGUCUCGCGAGUCAUGGGAGACUUGCAAUGAAUUUGAUCAAUAUUGGGAGGACAUCCGUGACGACUUGGGCAUGAGCCCACAUAGUUCAAUGGAAGAGGUUUGGCGGGAGCUUCCCAGCUGCAGGCUUUUCCAGGCCAAGGGCACCUGCCCAAAGCAGGGGCGCUGGUUUGCAUGGAACGAUGCUGUGGUCAGUGAGCCUUGCUGGACCUGGUAUGCUCAUGAGGACACAGUGCGCCGCAUGGCUAGGGAUUUUUCUGCAAUAUUGCAGCUGGAGCAAACAGUGGCAAAUACCAGAACUCAACCUCAGUUGAUUCACGACCUGAAGAUGGUGGUGACGCCUGCAGUUCGCCUCAUGUUUCUGCUUUUUGAGCGUGAUGAUUUCAGGGCAGCUUCCCAAGCGGGCAGGCAUGUACUCAAGGGCAUGCUUCUGGCGUUGCCAGAUAGCAAGCUGGUUGAAGACCUUCAUGGAGUCAUUCGCGUGGAUGGCCUCUCUCAGAAAAACAAACGGCAAACGGUGCACUCCAUCCAGGAGCUGAUUACACAAAGCCAUGUAUUGAAUACACGUUCCAUUGCGCACAAGGCGGUGGUGGACAGGAACACCUUUUUGGCCAAUUUCAAGAGAACACCAGACCGCAAACGGAAGAGGCGGUACCAUGCGAGAUCUCACAAGCUGCCUGCUGAAUUUUCAGGGCUUAUGAAAAGAAAGAAUUGGAGUACCCUGAGUGAGCAAACCCUUCAGAUUGGAGCAGCUGCGUUUGUAUUCCUGAGGCAUUACACAGAUUCAAGAUUGUCAGAGCAGGGCAUUCGGAUUGCUUAUGGAAUGUUCUCCAAGUUUGCCAUGCAGCAUUGCUUGAUGCGGCAGGGUUUUGAUGGUCCACCUGCACUUUGCCUUGGCAAUGCCACGUGGGCAUGCCUCUUCUGGCCUGUUGAGAAGGUGUCCAUCCCGGGAGGCUCUGAUGGGUAUGUCCUGGACUCGGGUGGCUCUGCUUAUUGGGGCCAUGUGGUGAACCCUGAGGAAUGGCAGGUUCUUGACUAUCAUGUGGAAACUGCUGAGGAACGGUUUUUCAUGAUUGUUGACGAGUCUCAGUCGCAAUCACUGCUGAAGUGCUAUUUUUCGCAGGCACAAGUUGUCAAGAAAAUGAGCUUCAAUGAGCUGAAGGUGCUGGCUGAAAAUCUCAGCUGCCCCCCUGCCCUUGGAAAUUCUGAGGUGCUGGGAAAAAUGCCCAAGACUGAUCUCACAGACUGCAUUUUGGAUCAUAUUGGCUUGGGUGAUGAUGAUUGGGUGCUCAGAAUCAAGGAACUGCUGCGGAAACCUCAGCCUGAGUCAAAACCUGCUGAUGGUCCUGAAUUGGGAAGCACUUUGGAUGAGCUGGUCCUAUGGGAUAUGCCGGCUGAAGAUCAAAAAGAGUUUCGGGAUGUUCAAGAGCUCAUUGUGAACCGUCGGAUCAAAUCAAGUGGAUGGACACUGGUUGAACGCAAAGCCCGUGAUCAAGAGAAGCGCUCGGCAAAAAAGAAAAAGAAAGCAGCCAAGUCCAAGACCAAGAAGGCUGACAGAAAGAAGAAAACCCAGCAGAAGAGCAAGGCUAAGGCAAAGCCAAAAAGCAGGAACAAGCGCCGCAAGGUGCUGGACACUGCAGAGCAUGUGGACACUUCAGAACAUGUGGACACUUCAGAGCAUGCAGCUGCUUUGUUUUUGUUGAGCAUAUUUUAUUGUGUGAAUAGCAAAUCAAUCAAGAACAAUCCAAAUUGUUUUUGUAGUUUUUGUUCUCCAAAUGCAGUGGAAAUUUGA